UAUUGCAUGGAGGAAUCAUGUUCUGACUUCUGAUCAUAUUGUAAGACAAUAUCUUAGAGAAAUAACAUGGCGGAAAUUAUCUGUUGUAGUAAUGUCUUUGAUGCGCACGUAUAUAUUAUCAAGGUACUGGUCAAUAGGAGUCCGGGGCUGGGUGUUUGGCGAAGCAGGAAGCUCGACGGCAGUGUGUUAUAUUAUAUGUAGUAAGGCGUUUUGUCCUCACUGAAGCUCUAUGAACGGCGAGCGUAAUCAAUUCUACUGAGUGGCCGAUUUAUUGAAAGACAUUUACGCGGAGAGAAGUGAACGGCACGAUGGACAGGCGAAAAUUAUCGACAUCUGGUGAUACACUUUAUGUAAUUUUGGGUCUCCCGAAGACAGCUACAGCAGAAGAUGUCAAAAAGACAUAUAGGAAACUUGCCUUAAAAUACCAUCCUGAUAAGAAUCCAAAUAACCCAGAAGCUGCUGAACGGUUCAAGGAAGUAAAUCGAGCACACAGCAUUUUGAGUGAUUUGACAAAAAGGAAUAUAUAUGACAAUUAUGGCUCUUUGGGCUUGUAUAUAGCAGAACAGUUUGGAGAAGAAAAUGUGAAUGCCUACUUCCUAGUUACAUCUGGAUGGUGCAAGGCUUUGAUAAUUUUCUGUGGCAUCAUAACUGGUUGUUACCUAUGCUGUUGCUUUUGUUGUUGCUGUAACUUCUGCUGUGGAAAAUGUAAACCACCUCCACCUGAAGAUAGUGGAGAGUAUCACACAUUGCACGAAGAUUUAAGCGAUGAUGAAGCUGGACCAGCUGUAACUUCUCAGCCUACUGGUGCAAGUGCUGUGUUUGUUGCGUCUGCCCCUGAUAAUGCAACGGAGAAUACAUCACUGAACCCAGCAGAAAAAGUGACAUAUACACCUGGGUUGUCAGAGAAGGGGUCUCCAUCACACAUAGCACAAACAGCACAGCCUCAACAACAGUCAAAAUGGUAAUGGGGGAGUACCCUAGUUCUGCAGGUAGACGUGUACAAGAAACUGAGGAAAGUAAGUUGACGUACAGUGGCAGUGUCUGAUAAACUUUGUACUUAUAAGAACUACAGCCCUUCAUUCCUGUUAUAAUAUAAUUAUUAUCAUCAUCAAGAGUUGAAGUGUUAUUUCAUUUAACUACAUGCUUGUGAUUGAUUUAUCUUUAGUGGCACCAGACAUUAGUCACAAUGAGAAGUAAGCAUUUUUUAAAUCUGGGAAAUAGCUAUUUUUACUUCCACCCUCAAAAUAAUGAUGUACAUUCAGUGACAUGCUUGCUUGUUGCUAUGCUCACUUAAUUUUACUCUAGUCACAUGCAGUGUGGAAAUGUAUAGGGGAAUCUCACAAAUUUAACACUACCCCUGUUAAUCAAGUAAGUAACUUCUGUGGUUGUAUCUGGGUGCAUCUGUAAUUAACUAUUACAUGGAGUGUGUAAGAGAGAAUAGGAUUGAACGUUGAGAGGGCCAAAAUUGCCUGUUGUUUAGAAUUAUUAGUUUGUAUGUGAAUGUAGCAGUUGUAUUGUUAUGCCUGAAAAGAAACAUGAAUGCAACAAGAACAUCUGUUGGAAGUAAAUGCAUUUGAUUUUAGGAUUAGUUAUAUCCUAUAAGAAAGUGGGGGGAAAAAGUGUCACAGGUUUGAAUGGUCUUCCAAGAUUUCCAAAUAAAUUUACAGAAGACUUUGUUAAAUUACCUACAGUUGAAUUGUUGGCGACUAUCAGUAUGUUUGGAAGAAUCAGUUUUACCGUUAGCUACUUAGUAGUAGUGUAUAGACUGUAAGCUGCCAAAUGAAAUGCAUAUGUUCGAACUUGAUUUCUGAAAAUUCAGCAGAGACUGAAAAUAUUAACUCUGUAAAAUUUACAAUCAGAAUUUGUUUGUUGCAUACAACAAAUUGAAACUGUCUUCAAAGUAAUAAUUAUUGACAAUUAGUGUUCUCGGUUUAUUUUCUCUGAGACACAGUAAAUUAUUCACUUUCAGUCAUUGUUCAAGGGCAGGAUAUGCUUCAGUCUUCUCUGGCUUUGCAGAUAAUUGUGAUUGUAUUUACAUCAAUUACCACUGUGAGUCAUUUAUCAGAAAUGCUUGGAUGUUAAAAAUUAACAACACUUCGUUGUCAAGUAUUACAUGUUUAUUUUGUGAGCAGAUGUAUAUUACUGUGUAUAAAUUUUGGUAUUGUAAAAACUGUAAAUUUAACUUAACUAAUAAAUACACACUUUUUUAAAUAUGUGAUACUAUAUAAAGCAGGUGUAAAAACCUAUUUAUGAUAUUGGGAAUAGCCUGGCUAGAGUGUUUUAAGUUGUGUAGCUUGGUUUAAAAGCUCUAAGACUGCCACAAUUGCAUUCUAAACUUACUAAAUGAAAGAGAGGGAGAGAACUGUGGUUUGUGAAUGAUAGUCAUUCAGGAGGCUUGAAUUCAUUCAGUAUGGCUUAAGUUGUGUGUCAUUAUAUUUCCAGAUUUGGAAAACAUUAUUAAUAUAUGAGAAAUGUAAUGUUUUUUUUAUUCAGUGCAGCAUAUAAAAUAAGAAUUUGUUCUA
Molecule: messenger RNA, 2522 nt
Organism: Schistocerca gregaria
Lineage: Eukaryota; Metazoa; Arthropoda; Insecta; Orthoptera; Acrididae
Gene: Csp
Product: dnaJ homolog subfamily C member 5
Exons: 8
Coding region: 309-965 (218 amino acids)
Biological process (GO): regulation of neuromuscular synaptic transmission
Cellular component (GO): type Is terminal bouton
Source: RefSeq, a predicted model, not a curated record